AUGAGUUCAUAUCUGUUUGUUCUUCUCAAGGAUCGGAGAGCUCUUGGAAGAUCGAGCAAAGGGCCUUGUACGACAUUGGCAUAUAUGGAUCUAGCUCCUAACCUUCCUGUGAACGCCCCUUUACCUCAUGCAGGCGGAGGAGAGCAGAGUUCUACAAAGGCAUUGCACAAAUGUAUUUCCACUCUCAUCACCACGCUAGCCGUGCUUCUCCCACUCAAGCACAGAACCGCAUCUCUAAUGGCGUUUGUUGUUGCUUUAAUGGUUUACUUUGGUUCUUUGGCUGUCAAGAUACUACUCCAAGCACACGACCACAACCAGGAUUUGGCUGAGUUCAUGGAUAAGAUUAGCCUCUCCUCUGGAACCCUGGCCUUGAAUUUAGAAUUGCUGGUCAUUGUUCCAGCUUUUGGGUGCUUCGCCAUCGUCGUCUGGAGCCUUUGCUUUGUGAUUGCUGUAAUCAAGUCGUACCAUGAAAGUGCAGUCGUUUUGAAAAGAUUGUACCGGUGUGCAGUUGAAGAACUUGUUCAUGCCUUCGACAAGUUGAAAGAGCUCUUCCACUUGACCCGGGAGGCCGAGCAGCAGAGUGGGCUUCCUAGCUAG
This is a messenger RNA of Prunus armeniaca (apricot), 597 nucleotides long. Lineage: Eukaryota; Viridiplantae; Streptophyta; Magnoliopsida; Rosales; Rosaceae. The record is from the annotation of a GenBank genome assembly.